AUGGCUCCCUCAGCAAUCUCCGAGCCUCCCUCCUCUACCAGCUUACCCUCCUCCAUUGCCAGCUACCGCGGCUAUGACCACGUCCACUGGUACGUCGGCAACGCCAAACAAGCAGCCUCAUACUACAUCACCCGCAUGGGCUUCAAGCGAGUUGCCUACCGCGGCCUCGAGACAAAGUCGCGCGCCAUCUGCUCCCACGUCAUCCGCAAUGGAACCAUCACCUUCGUCCUGACCUCGCCCCUCCGCUCCCUAGACCAGAUGGACCGCUUCUCACCAGAAGAGCAAGAACACCUAAGAGAGAUCCACCACCACCUCGAGCAGCACGGAGACGGCGUAAAAGAUGUUGCCUUUGAAGUUGACUCUGUCGACGCUGUGUACGGUGCUGCUGUAGCCAACGGCGCCAAGGCUGUGAAGGACCCUAAGACGCUAGAAGAUGAGAACGGCCGUGUGACGGUGGCGACGAUCCAGACUUAUGGACAGACAACGCAUACUCUGAUCGAGAGGGGUGCGUAUCGGGGGGUAUUCCUGCCCGGAUAUCGGGUUGAGUCUGGUGCUGAGGACCCCAUUUCUGCUAUGCUGCCGGAUGUGCAGCUGAACCGCAUCGACCACUGCGUUGGCAACCAGGACUGGGAUGAGAUGGAUAAGGUUUGCGAAUACUAUGAGAAAGCCCUCGGAUUCCACCGCUUCUGGUCUGUCGAUGACAAGGACAUCUGCACCGAGUUCUCCGCCCUAAAGAGUAUCGUCAUGUCGUCGCCCAACGAAGUCGUCAAAAUGCCCAUUAACGAGCCCGCAAAGGGCAAGAAGCAAUCCCAGAUCGAGGAAUACGUAGACUUCUACAACGGCGCUGGUGUGCAGCACAUCGCGCUCCUCACAGACGACAUCAUCCGUGACAUCACAAACCUCAAGGCGCGCGGUGUCGAGUUCAUCAAGGUCCCGGAUACUUACUACGAGGAUAUCAAGAUCCGGCUGAAGAAGGCUGGGCUGAAGCUGCAUGAGGACUUUGAGACUAUUCGUGCUCUAGACAUUCUCAUUGACUUUGACGAGAACGGGUAUCUGCUGCAAUUGUUCACCAAGCACCUCAUGGACCGUCCAACGGUUUUCAUGGAGAUUAUCCAGCGUCACAACUUCUCUGGAUUCGGUGCCGGGAAUUUCAAGUCGUUGUUCGAAGCUAUUGAGAGGGAGCAGGAGCUUCGUGGGAAUCUUGUCUAA
Messenger RNA from Aspergillus puulaauensis, 1209 nucleotides. RefSeq names its product 4-hydroxyphenylpyruvate dioxygenase family protein. The transcript is spliced from 4 exons. Gene Ontology annotation, molecular function: 4-hydroxyphenylpyruvate dioxygenase activity. The record is from RefSeq and is a predicted model, not a curated record. NCBI's taxonomy places the organism in Eukaryota, Fungi, Ascomycota, Eurotiomycetes, Eurotiales, Aspergillaceae. The coding region runs from base 1 to 1209 and encodes 402 amino acids. Gene Ontology annotation, biological process: L-tyrosine catabolic process.